AAUAACAUGCAGUAGCUUUUCUGUGUGUGUGCAGUUAAUAAGAAUAUGAUUAGAGAGCGUGGAAGAUAAUAAGGAUGGCAUUUAACCAACAAAGCCAGGAAAUUCCAGACUGCAGCUCGCGUGUUUCGCUUGUUGUGCCUGGGGUUUUGUUUUGUGAGGGUGUUUUGCCCACCUUUAGGAAUACUCCAGAAAAGAGUUGUUCCUACGGCGCUGGGGAAGCGGAUCAGAUCGAUUCCCUGUAACGCUGAGGUUUCCUCUCCUCUCCAUGCGGUGACAGCUCUGUCCACCCACCUUACACACCUUUUCCCCUCUUAUUCACGUGCCAAUUUUCAGCUUAGGAGGAGUUUUCCAGCAGGUUGCGUUAGCUGAGAAUUGGUGUUUUUUCUUUUUCUUUUAUAACCUUUUAACUGCAAAAGGCCACAGAGCCUUUGCUGGGUCCAAGCCGCUGUGGAGCUGCUCUCUGUUUCUGCCCUGAGGAAUGCAGUAAAUCAGGAUUUGAAUGCACAGCAAGAGCACACACCUACGUGUGGCUUUCUGAAUCUUCAGCCCUGUUAAAAGGGAAGGUUUACAUAAAGCAUCUUUGCACUGGUCAGUUUUGUUCCCUUCUGGGAAGACCGGCUGUUGGAGGGGUUUGGUGUGUUGGCUUUGGAGGCUUUUACGAAGACUUGGGUGAUUUUUAAGGGCAGGGCGAUCUCUCAGGGAACACAGCGGGGCUGCCAAGCUGGUUUGCAUUUCCCUCAAACUGAAUCACACCAUUGCUGCCUUUGCAAGGUGGAGCUGAAGGCUCUUCAGGCUGCACAGAGUGAACAAGGCUUUAGCAAAGGGCAUUGGUGCUGGUUAAAGUCAAGUGCAGAGAGCUUCCUCUUCCUGGAGAGCUGCAGUGGUGCCGUUCUGUUCCUUUGAAAGGAGUUUACUUUAUUUGCCUGAAGAGGCUUUUUGUUUCGUUUUGCAUGGGCAACAUCUCCUAAUUACAGCGUUUUGCUCCGGGAAGGGCUGCAGCGCUCUGUGCAGAUUGAGGCCGAGGUGCUGAUCCGGGCGCUGCCGACCCCAGCUGCCAGGAGGGAUCCAUGAGCAGACAACCUUGGAUAUGGACAUCGUCCUGUCGGAUUUUGUUCGCUCGACAGGGGCAGAGCCAGGACUGGCCAGAGACCUGCUGGAAGGUAAAAACUGGGAUCUGAGCGCAGCACUGAGUGACUUUGAGCAGCUACGGCAGGUGCACGCAGGGAAUUUGCCACACUCCUUCAACGAGGGCCGCAGCUACAAACCCCCAGAGAAGGAGGCAGCCCGGCCCGGGCGACCACCGCUGCAGCGGCAGGAUGACAUUGUGCAGGAAAAGCGCCUGUCUCGAGGCAUUUCCCACGCCAGCUCCACCAUUGUCUCCCUGGCCCGCUCCCACGUCUCCAGCAACGGCAGCAGUGAGCACCUGCUGGAGAUGCCCAUCUCCACCUUCCAGCUGCCCGACCUCACGGUGUACACAGAGGAGUUCCGCAGCUUCAUCGAGCGAGACCUCAUCGAGCAGUCAAUGCUGGUGGCACUGGAGCAGGCUGGUCGUCUGAACUGGUGGGCGAACGUGGAUCCCAGCUGCCAGAGGCUGCUUCCCCUGGCCACCACGGGUGAUGGGAACUGCCUGCUCCAUGCUGCGUCCCUGGGUAUGUGGGGUUUCCACGAUAGAGAUCUCGUGCUUCGCAAAUCCCUUUAUGCCUUAAUGGAUAAAGGUGUGGAAAGGGAAGCCCUGAAGCGGCGCUGGCGUUGGCAGCAGACGCAGCAGAACAAGGAGUCCGGUCUGGUUUACACCGAGGAGGAGUGGCAGAAGGAGUGGAAUGAGCUGAUCAAGUUGGCCUCCAGCGAACCUCGCGUGCACUACGGCACCAAUGGAGGCGGCUGCGGAGGUGUUGAAAGCUCCGAGGAACCCGUGUAUGAGAGCCUGGAGGAGUUCCACGUUUUUGUGCUUGCCCAUGUGUUGAAAAGGCCCAUCGUGGUGGUGGCAGACACGAUGCUGCGAGACUCAGGGGGAGAAGCCUUUGCCCCUAUUCCCUUUGGAGGUAUCUACCUUCCCCUGGAAGUUCCAGCCAACAAAUGCCACCGCUCUCCGUUGGUACUGGCAUACGACCAAGCCCAUUUCUCUGCCCUGGUAUCCAUGGAGCAGAAGGAGUCCACGAAAGAUCAAGCUGUGAUCCCCCUGACAGACUCUGAGCAUAAGCUGCUCCCCGUGCACUUUGCAGUGGAUCCUGGGAAGGACUGGCAGUGGGGAAAGGAUGACGGUGACAACGUCAAGCUGGCCAGCGUGACGCUCUCGUUGGAAGCAAAGCUGCACUUGCUGCACAGCUACAUGAAUGUUAAAUGGAUCACGUUGCCUUGUGACAUGCAGGCGCCUUUGGCCCAGCCGGAAUCCCCCACAGCCUCAGCAGGGGACGAUGCCCGUUCAGCUGCGGAGUCAGGAGAGUCAGACAAGGAGUCAGUCUGCAGCAGCUCAGCAAGCAAUGGGGGCAGCAGGGGCUGCAAGGACAAAGAGAAACCAAAGAAAGACCGAGAAAAGGACAAGGAAAAGGAUAAGAAACGGGCCGACUCGGUUGCCAAUAAGCUGGGCAGCUUUGGCAAGACUUUGGGAAGUAAGCUAAAAAAGAACAUGGGUGGGUUGAUGCACAGCAAAACUAUCAAGGGAGGUGUGAGCAACGGGCAGGGGGACACCCUGGAGAAGAAGAAAAAGGGAUCCUUGAAGACGAGGAAAGGCAGCAAGGAGGAAUCCUCCCAGGGAGACCUUUCGGUUCCUGGGGAGAAAAGCUGCGUGGGUAAAGCAGCCUCCGAGAAGCCCUCAGACCCCUACAAGUACAGCAACGACGUGCGGCUGAGCCUCAGCAUCCUGCGCGCUGCCAUGCAGGGCGAGCGCAAGUUCAUCUUCGCCGGCCACCUGAAGACCGGCCACCGGCACCAGUACCAGGAGGAGAUGAUCCAGCAGUACCUCCUGGAUGCUGAGGAGCGCUUCCUGGCCGAGCAGAAGCAAAAGGAGGCGGAGAAGAAGGCGCUGGGGAGCGCCGCCGCCCCUGCCAAGAAGCUAGAGGUGGAGGUGAGGGGCAAAGAAGCCCUGCACGGCCCCGUGUACCCCCAGCCCCCCCCGGCCUACGCCAUCCACACCCCGGAUUUGGCCAUCGGCGCUAAAAUGGCCGCGUUUCCCUCCAGCUACUCAGGCGUCUUCACCUUCCCCAGGCCCUCCGUGGUCAGCGGCAGUGCAGAAGGCUCGCACCCCCCCAGCUACCACGAGGGUCGGCGGCAGGUGGCGGGGGGCUCCUGCAGCGGCCUCCCCCCCUACGCCACCCUGCCCCGGCACUGCGCUCAGGUGCGGCCGCAGCCUUCCCACGUGGGGAGGUUCUCCCCCACGGACACGGACGUUCAGCCCAGCUUCCCCACGGAGUGCGAGGCCCCUGCCUGCGUUCCCCCCCAGCACAGCAACGGUUACCGGGAGUACGUGGAGCAGGACGGCCCGCAGAAGGGAGCACCCGUGGACAAGACGAGAGGCAGGGUUCUUUAUGGCGUUCAGCAGACCAAAUGCAAGCAGCCAAACUGCAGCUUUUACGGGCACCCAGAAACCGGGAAUUUCUGCUCCUGCUGUUACAAAGAGGAGCUGAAACGUAAAGAGCGCGAGGCGCUGGUGCACAGGUUCUGAGCGCUGCCAGGGCCGGACCUGCAGCACGUGAGGAAUGCAAUAAUGUGUGGUUUGUCCCCGCGCUGCUCCUCUCGCUGGCUGGAAGGAGGGAGGGGGCUGACAGCGGCGUUCAGCUCUGCGCUGCGGAGGAGAUGCGGGUGAGGGGCUGGGAGGAGCGGUGCCUCCCUGCAGAGACUCGGGCAGAGGGGCUCAUCCUGCCUGGAUGGGGUCGGCGCAGGGGCGAGCUCAGGUGGGAGCUGGGGGCGGAAGGGGGGUCCAGCGAUCCGUAUCCCAGACCAAAGCUUUCAGCUGGACCCUGACGCCGCCCCGCUCCAAUAGUGCUUCCCAGAACGGAGCGGAAUGCCCCACGAUCCCAGUGAGGAAGUCGCAGACCUUUCAACGGAGAGAUUUUUGUUGUUUUUUUUUUUAACACUUUAUUAUUAUUUUUUUUUUUCCUGGUACCGAGAGAAAAGUAGUUGGAACGGGACGUUGUUGUUUUGUUUCGGUGGGACCGAGCCCGUCGGAUGUCUCAGCGCCUUCAGCUCCAUGGGGGCUCUGCCCUCCCCCCCGCGGGCUCGGCUCUGGUUUUUAAAUACUGUUUUUUAAGCUCUUCAGGAGGGCGGGAGGAGGACCGAGGGUUGGUCUCAGCGCUGAGCGGUGUUGAGUUUUCCUGCAGCAGAGCCGUUCUGUUGGCGGCACAGAGAUGACAGAAGGCAGGUCGGUGCCCCCACCAGCAAAACCUCCGGCGUGGAGCAGGAGAGAGGACAGAGCCCUGCAGCACGGGAGGUAACGCCGCGCCGCCCUUAGCUUCCAGCCCCACGUGGAUACGCGCGAUAACUUUCUACUUGAGCAAGCUACUUCCAUACUACCUCUGUUCUGCUGAAUAGAAUUAACUCGGCUCCAUUUUGCUGAGCCACGUAACUGACCUUUAGGCUGAGUAAUACGAGAGAUAUUUUUGAUAACAGGGCUAAAGAGCGAGGCGUAAGGAAGGCGAACCCGUAACUGCGUCACUCACAGCCACGCGGCCGCGGCGCUCCCCGCUCGGCCCUGCGGUCGCGGCGUUCACGUCUCGCAGGGGGGGCUGUGAUUCAGCACUGCGAUGUUUGCACAGAUAUAUUUUUUGUUGUUUUUGUAAUUAGGGAUCCCAAACCGGGCUCCAUCCUCGGCCCAGUCCUGUAUAGAGCGAGGUUCAGCAUUUUACCACGUGGAAAUAAAAGAUGAGUUCUGCCAGUAACUCAAAAGCUUUA
This is a messenger RNA of Lagopus leucura (white-tailed ptarmigan), 4887 nucleotides long. RefSeq names its product OTU deubiquitinase 7B (gene OTUD7B). Gene Ontology annotation, cellular component: cytoplasm; nucleus. The transcript is spliced from 12 exons. Gene Ontology annotation, molecular function: DNA binding; cysteine-type deubiquitinase activity; K63-linked polyubiquitin modification-dependent protein binding. Gene Ontology annotation, biological process: protein deubiquitination involved in ubiquitin-dependent protein catabolic process; protein K11-linked deubiquitination; protein K48-linked deubiquitination. Lineage: Eukaryota; Metazoa; Chordata; Aves; Galliformes; Phasianidae. Bases 1088 to 3661 code for a protein of 857 amino acids. The record is from RefSeq and is a predicted model, not a curated record.